UUUUUGUUUGUAUGCGUGGCAUGUUUUAGCAUAUGUGAAACAACAGUGAGUGAUAGUAUGGUAGUAGGAAACAAACCGAAACUAAUGUUUUAGCUGAAGUAGGAAAACACAGAUGGGCGGAAAAAUUGCGUGAAUUAAGUUUUAAAAAAUUGAAAGAGUUUACAGUGCGCAGAUGAAAACAAAAUAUAACAUAUUAAGAUCAACUAUAGUAUUAAAGCGUUGCGAAAUACCAAAACCCACGACAGUCCAGUCCACGUCAUCGCAAUAGACCCGAUUUUUUAUUAAUUUUAAUUCGACUAAGGAUUAUCAACUCGGCAGCAUUCUUAAAAAUUAUAUUCAGGAAUGGUUUCUGUAGCUAUAAUAAUAAUAACUAAUACAGAAUGGUAUACAAAAAAUCCUGUUCGUUCAUCAAUCUUUUGAAUGAAGAUUGGAUAAUAAAUAAUUAUUUUAUUCGUACUAUGGAAAGUAAGCUUUUGUUUUUCAUUAAUAUAAUUUUGUGAAAAAAGAAAGCUUAAAGAUUAGGGUAAAUCAUAACCCUCUCAGUCUGGAAGUGAGCUGCGAAACCAAUUAAUAUCUCAUGCAUCCUUAUACAACCGCAAGGUAUCAUGAAAAAGUAUUUGCCCUAGUUCGCACUUUAAAGUUUUAUAUAUUUCCCAAGCUUUUUAAUUAUAUAAUACGUAAUUAUUUUUUGGACAAAAAUAUAUUCUAAAACUAUCUAAAAUUUGUAUGAUAUUUUUAAAUGUUCUCUGUAAUGUAGAAGAAUAGAGUAUGAAUGUGAUGAGAUCGGAGACUGCGCAUUGUCAGUGCCGGAAUAUGAGUGGUGUUUUAUCAGCUGCAACAUCCGUUAGUUGUUUUGUGAAGGACUUCGUAUUGGUUCUCUACACGAAUCAAGUGCAUCUGCCAGCUGUUGCCAUAAUUCCUUCAUCUGUUGAGGCGUUUUUGGGCAAUUUUUCCCCGUACGCAUUUCUGGGUGUGCUUGGCAAAAUAAAACAUAUGCCUUCAGCUUCUCAUAUACGACGAGUUUUCGAUGGACAAUACGCGCAGUAUUUUCUUUUCUUGGAAGAGGAUGGUCCUUCGUUGUUGGGUGUUUCCGCAUGGAAAAGAGCUGCAAUACUGCAUCGCAAAUUCUUAGACAAAAUGAUCCAAUCAUGAGUUGUGCGGUUCACCACGAAUCAAUUUUUUUUUUUUGGAACGCCUGCAAAGAUUCUCUGUCACCGGCUCAUUUUAUAAUUUUUUUCUAUGAAACUUUCACAGAAUAUUUUUUAAAUAUCAUAUAAUUAUGCUAUAAUUAUACAAAUAAAUAAAUAUUGAUUGUAUCUUUAAAAAAAUCAUUGAAAAUAUGCUUUUUUCGCUCGAAUUAACCUUACUACCCCUUAAAUAGAUUGGAUAUGUAGUUUUUAGAAUGUAAAAUGAAACAUUGUACUUUGCUUAUACUGUCCGCCGUAAGUGGUCCCAAGAUGUAAUUCAUAGAUUGUAAGAUGAUCCAAAAAAUUCCCGUGUUAUAAUCACGAACGAGUAUCGGGAGAAGUGCGCGAAAAGUGAAAAAACAAAAUUAAAAUAUAAAAAAAAAACAAAUAAUAAACAAAAAUAAAAAAUUUUUCAAUAUGACAAAAAAACAGAAACAUAUACAACAAAAAGUCUGUAUGCAAACCCUCUUCUCUCCUCAGAUUAGAAAAAGAAUAAAGGCAAAAAGCAAUGAAAAAAAUUUAUUAAUUGAAAAACUUGACAAAUAAUAUAAACAAAAUAAAUAAAAGUAAAAGUUGAAGAAAAGUAUAAAAGAAACAAAAAACAUUGACACAUAACGAAAAAUUUUGUACACAAACCCUAAGACAAACACACAAAGAAACAUUUGUAGUUCAAUAUACAUCGUUAAGUUUAGUGUAAAAGCUUUAUAUUGUAUGAUAAAACUACAAAAGCACCAACAGCAAAUAGCUAGUGAAAUAUAGCAGCCAACAACAACAACAGCAAUAGCAAUAAAAGCAGAAAUAGCAGUAACAAAUUUCAAAGGCAGCAACAAAAUAGUUGUAAGUAACUACCUCUUAUAUUCAUUGAUUGCAUGGGAAAUAUUUAAUUCCUCUAGUAUUAAGUACAAAAUGUUCACUCUGAGUACUAUAAACAUAAUAAUCAUGCCACUCAAAACUGUCCGUGUUUAAAAAAGAAAAAAGUAUCAAAUAUAUACAUAUUAAGUUAAAUUAAAUCUUAAAAAUUUUAAAUGAAGACACGACCAGCCAAAUAUUUUUAAAAUUGCGAUUCACUACGGCAAGGGGGAGCCUCCGGUUUAUAACAUAAACUCAAUUCUGCGAUUCUGAACUUUAGACGCUCCAGAAUAAAUGAGUAUCUUUUUCUAGAAAGGAUCAAAACAAAUAUUUAAAUUAAGACAGCCAGCAAAAUAUAUGUUAUUUACAUAUUUUUUAUUCAUAUUAAUAGGAAAUUAUUACGAUAGAUUUAUGCAAAAAGAAAUUUAACCAUAUUUUUGUGAGUAUUGCUACAAAAACUUCAUUAAACUCACAAAUACGAGUAUAUAAAAAAAAACCAAUCAAUAAUUUUACUGUAGACGAUAUAGCUAGAUUAAUAGCUACACAAAUCACAAAUUUAAGAACUGAGAUAACUCAGUUGAGUCAGUAAUUACCCCCUAAACCAAAUACUAUUUACAUUAACACCUAUCGGUUUGCCAAAUGCUCUUGCUGAAGCACAAGAACUUCAUUCAACUUAAAUACGAUCACUAAAAACAACUAAUUUCAUGGAGUUCACGAAACCAGCCUCAAGCUAACCGAAGAUAUCCGAAUUUUCAGAAUAACUUAAGGUACCCCCAAAUGAAUAAUAAUUCAUACCAAAUGUAUUACAAUCACCCAAAACCCAUGGAAGUGGAUGAAUCAAUUCAAUUAAUAAAUAAAUCUAAUUAUGUGCAAAGAAACCAACCACAUGUUAGGGGUAACAGGUAUAAUUGGCAAACCAAUUAUCAGCCAACAAAUGUACCAAAAAGGUCAAUUGAAAGUGUACAAAUAAGCACAGAACCUCAACUAAAAAUUGAAAGAAUUAAUAAUAUUGGUGCGAACCAUUUUUUAGGGUAAACUCCGAUUUGCCAUAUGUUAUUAAAACCGAUAGGUCAUAUUUACAGGCUGGAAUUUAUAAUAAUAAAAACAUUUUUAAUUAAGAAGAGAGUUAGAACCAUUCAUGGUUCGACCAUUAUAAAACAUUUUCAUUUAACGUUUUUAUGAAAUUAACAAUUUAGAGAGCGAUCUUUUAAUUGGAACUAAUAAAAUCGGAGCGCCAAUUAAUAUGCCAAAUAGAAAAAUGAUUUAUGGGGAUAAUAAAACAGAGAAAAUAAAUUUUCUCAAUGAUUUAAUUAUACUAAACCCCUUGGGACAAAAAAGUCCUGAGGCACCCGUCAAUGAUAAUACUACGAAAAAUGAUACUAAGGAUAGAAAAAUUAACGAAGCAAAUGCUCACAACAUUUUAAAAAUAAAUAAUGUUGAAAUUUCUAACGAACUUACUGAUACGUAUAAAUAUAAUAAUAAUGAAACGAAGAUAUCAACCUUCAUGUUCAAAUAGCAUUGAACAUGCAUACUUAUCAGCAAAGCCGAAAUACAAUUCAAAAUAAAUAUCUAUCUUCAAACAUACAUACAUACAUAUGUAUGUACAAGUUAAUACAACACCUAUCAACAAUUCGGCAACAUAACUUGCGCAACUACUACAUAACUUACUGACUUAAGCAAAUCGCCGCAGCAGUUUCAGUAACAACGACUUGACUUCCGGCACGCGUACCCGAAAUGCUUACGCACAUUCACAAGCCAAUUCCUGGAAGUGCAUCACGCCACCACACUGCAGGUUAGACGGAAUUUAGGUAUAAAAUUAUGUUAAGCACUAAUUUUAGUUACAUUUUAUGUCAAUCAAUAAAGUAACGCGGUCGCGCUGCCAUCCAUGCAGCACCGUUGUUAAACGCGAAAACAAAUUUGUGUUUUUAGCUUUCUCAACGAGAGAAAGCUUAACUGGCGCCCGAGCAAAUUGCAAGCGAGCGUAAAGCUGUUUGUACUAAAAGUAAAGCCACCUGUAUCACGCGCCGUGUAAAAGUGUAAAAACUUAGCUAAAAAGUUAGGCGUAAAGCUACUUUGCUAAAAACAAAAAGCGUCGAUCGGUCGGUUCCUUAGUAGCUUAGGCAAAAAGGAGACAUUACGUGUCGGCCUAAGAUCGCGGAUAUAAAAAAAAAUUUAAACUAGAAUAAUAACAAAAAAUACUGUAAAAAAGUGUUGGACAAUAAAGAAGAAAAAUCUAUAUAAACAAUAUCCCUAAUCGAUCACGGAUAAAAUAAGAAGUGAAUGUGCAAAAAAGACUGUGAGAAAAAUCUAUCCUUAAACGAACAAAGGAUAGUAAAAAUAUUUGACUUUCAAUAAGAAGUGAACUAUAAAGCAAGUUCUGCGAGCAGCGUGAAAUUCUGUAUCGAAGUAGUCCUGCUACCAAAUCCUAUUGAGCAUUAUAAUCACACUAUCAACUCCAUCAAGAGAAGUUACAACAGCAUCAACAGCUUUAACUACAGAAUCCGUAACGAAGGAAGAAAAUACAAGCACAAAAGCAGCGCUACAAGCAGUGAGUCGGUGCUAUAUUUUUUAUUAUUUCUAAAUAUAUUUAUAAUUAUAUACAUAGUAUUUUGUAAAAAUGGCAAAUCCCAAUAACCUAGUUCGUCCACCAAUUCUUUCCUCAUCCCAAACUUCUGUCGCCCCCCCCCACAAUCUGCUCAGUUAUCAGUAGAUGAUUUGACUAGGCUAAUAUCGACAAUUGCCACACACAUACUUAGACAACAAGGACCACAGGUAGUACAGUCAGUACUUAACCCCCGUCCGUCGCAAGUAUUAGACCAACAAAUCGAGGUUAGACAUAGGAACAAUUUAGGGGAAUUAGAUAAAAUUCCUGACAUAGUUAAAUCUCUUAAGGAUUUUUCGGGACUGCCAGGAGAAUACAACUCCUGGAAGAAAGGUGUUGAUCGAAUUUUGGCCAUAUACGAGCCAUUGAAAGGACAACCAAAGUAUUUUGGCAUAUUAAGUGUGAUAAGAAAUAAAAUAGUCGGCAACGCCGACAUCGCCUUAGAAUCUUACAACACGCCGCUUGA
Messenger RNA from Bactrocera dorsalis (oriental fruit fly), 5104 nucleotides. RefSeq lists its product as uncharacterized. The coding region runs from base 769 to 1152 and encodes 127 amino acids. Lineage: Eukaryota; Metazoa; Arthropoda; Insecta; Diptera; Tephritidae. The record is from RefSeq and is a predicted model, not a curated record. The transcript has 4 exons.